This is a messenger RNA of Aspergillus luchuensis, 1107 nucleotides long. RefSeq names its product zinc-dependent alcohol dehydrogenase. Gene Ontology annotation, molecular function: oxidoreductase activity. Bases 1 to 1107 code for a protein of 368 amino acids. Lineage: Eukaryota; Fungi; Ascomycota; Eurotiomycetes; Eurotiales; Aspergillaceae. The transcript has 3 exons. The record is from RefSeq and is a predicted model, not a curated record.
AUGACCAUCACUGAACCCACCACCUCCCUCCCCUCGCACCAACGCGCCGCCGUCCGACAAGGCACCGGCCCGACCUCCACAACCACCAUCUCAACCAUCCCCGUCGAGAGACCCGGCCCAGGCCAAAUCCUCGUGAAAAUCACCUGGACGGGUCUCUGCGGCUCCGACAAGGGCCUCCUGCACGAUGAAUGGGCCGGUUUCGGGGUAAGUAUGAGGCCCGAGGCCAAGGGGAUCGCCGGCCACGAGGGGGUUGGUAGAGUAGUUGCCGUAGGCGAGGGGAUGGAGAAGCGAUGGAAGAUCGGUGACCGAGCGGGAAUUAAGUGGAUCGCGAGUGUGUGUGGGGAGUGUGAAUUCUGUUUGACGGGAACGGGUGAAGUGAAUUGCAUCAAUCAGAAGAAUAGUGGGUUUACGAUGCCGGGGACGUUUCAGGAAUAUUGUCUUGCCGAUGGACGGUAUGCGUCUAGGAUUCCGUAUGGGGUGAGUGAUGAGGAGGCUGGGCCGAUGAUGUGUGGGGGGUUGACGGUUUAUGUGGCUUGUAAGAGGUCGAACGUCAAGGCUGGACAGUGGAUUGUCCUCCCUGGUGCUGGAGGUGGGCUUGGUCACUUGGCUAUUCAGUUUGCGCGGGCCAUGGGCAUGAGGAUCAUUGCUAUUGAUAGUGGCGAGGAGAAGCGCGAGCUGUGCCAGCGGCUUGGGGCAGAGGUGUUCAUCGAUUUCCAGCAGACGCCCGAUGUGGCGGCAGAGGUCAUGAAGGUCACCAAGUAUGGUGCUCAUGGCAUUAUUGUGACAGCGGCCACCAAGGCUGUUUAUGCGGCGGCACCGGGGUAUCUUCGGCCAAAUGGCACGAUGGUGGCUAUUGGGUUGCCCAAUGAUCCUACGAUCUUGGCUGGUGCACCGCCGCUGAUGAUAGCACUCAAGAAACUGAACAUCGUGGGAUCCAUAACUGGUACUUUGCAAGACACCCAGGAGGCGCUGGAGUUUACUGCAAGAGGCAUUGUUCAUCCUGUUCUAACCAAGGGCAAAUUGGAGGACUUGGACUCAUGGGUCGAUAAGAUGGCCAAGGGCCAGCUGGCUGGUCGUACUGUCCUUCAAGUGAGCAGUGAUAACUGA